Salvelinus fontinalis (brook trout) is the source of this 16643-nucleotide messenger RNA. Its product is annotated as zinc finger and BTB domain-containing protein 20-like. The coding region runs from base 892 to 2946 and encodes 684 amino acids. The record is from RefSeq and is a predicted model, not a curated record. The transcript has 5 exons. Gene Ontology annotation, molecular function: protein binding. Lineage: Eukaryota; Metazoa; Chordata; Actinopteri; Salmoniformes; Salmonidae. Gene Ontology annotation, biological process: negative regulation of transcription by RNA polymerase II; regulation of cytokine production; regulation of immune system process.
UAAAAGCGUGUAAGACGAAAUUAACCCUCGGUGACCUGAAUUAAAAUUAUUUCCUUAAAUAACAUUCUGCGAAGACGUACAUUCUUGCAUGGAUGAACAUUUCAAGACACAGAGAGUGGAAUUUCAUUAAAACUACGGCCUUCGGUUGUUCAUAUUGGAUCAAACAACCCUGUCUGAGGAACAUUUACUAUUUCGGAGCCACAAUGCCAUGGAUACAGUUUCACCGGCCCACUGCACUCCGUAGAGAGGGUGUACGGCUCAAUGAUUGGGGCUAAACCACGCUGACCGAUUUAUGUUCCAACCUACAUCGCUCAAGAGAGGCUCUGUUCCAAUCGUAAGUGAAAAGGCGUGCCUGUCCAAAAUAUUCAACGUAUAGUUAAAAAAUGGGAGGGCACACUUGAACUCGUUGAAGUCCUUUAUGAAGGUAGGCUGCAGCGUGUGUUUAUUGAUGAGAUGAAAGAAGAUGGAAGUGAGAAAUGAAAUAAAGUAAGGGAAAAUAUUAAACAAUUCGAAGCCUUGCCGGGGAAAAACCGGGGAAGCUGUGAAUCGCUGUCGCCAUUGGAGAACAAGCUUAGGACAGCAGCGAUACGUCUGGAUUGGCUCACGAAGACACUGCCAGGACAUCAAAUGUGAUCUGUGAUGUCAUUGCAAGGUGGGGAGGUUUUUGGAGGUGUCCAGUUUAAAUUGAAAGGGUGGUAUUGAAGAGACCACUGUGGCAGAGCGACCUAUGAUAGAGGCAGCAGAGAGGACGGAAGGUAUUGCCUAGCACUGGUCUUCUCUCAGCCACCUCCACCAGGAACCUGUAGCAGUGUGUCCCGUGCCUCAUCACCAGCCUCACACACAUCUUCCCAACCAAGCGUCAUCUGACUGUGUGACAUCAGUUGCAAGGGGAUGACCGAGCGCAUUCAUAACAUCAAUCUCCACAACUUCAGCAAUUCUGUACUUGGGACCCUCAAUGAGCAGCGCAACCGCGGGCACUUCUGUGACGUGACUGUUCGGAUCCAUGGAAGCAUGCUGCGAGCCCACCGCUGCGUGCUGGCCGCUGGGAGCCCCUUCUUCCAGGACAAGCUGCUCCUGGGCUACAGUGACAUUGAGGUCCCCUCGGUGGUCUCGGUGCAGUCCAUCCAGAAGCUGAUAGACUUCAUGUACAGCGGGGUCCUGCGGGUUUCCCAAUCGGAAGCUCUCCAGAUCCUCACUGCUGCCAGCAUCCUGCAGAUCAAAACGGUCAUCGAUGAGUGCACCCGCAUCGUGUCCCAGAAUGUGGGCCUGGCCGGGCCAGGGGGGUUCCCUGUCAACCCAGGGGACUCUGGGCAGGAGACGCCCCGGGGCACACCGGAGUCAGGCACUUCUGGUCCCAGCAGCGAUGCAGAGUCAGUGUACAUGCAGGCCACGUCCCAGCAGAGCCUAGAGCGUGCGUACACAUCGCAUUAUUCCUACUCCGGCCUUUCACUGCAGAAUGGAACCCGUGAGCGCUCCCACUACGUAACCAGUAUGACAACAAGCUACGACCCAGCCCUCGGCACGCAGAAGGACCAGCAUGACCAGGACCCGCCGUGGAUCACCCGCAUCCAUGAGAGAUCACAGCAGAUGGAACGCUUUCUAUCCACUCCUGAGACCACCCACUGCCGCAAGCAGCCCCGACCGGUACGCAUACAGACAGGAGGCGUUCACAUAAAGCAGGAGGCAGAGGACGAGUACAGCAGCUAUGGUAUGGAUGAGUGCACAGGAGACACAGACCACGUUGAGGGUGUGGAGAGUGAGCCGAAGGGUGAAAGCUUUGACUCAGGGGUAAGCUCCUCCAUCGGUACUGAGCCAGACUCCGUGGAUCAGCAGCAGUACCUGCUUGGCUUUGGGAGGGAAGGGGUUGGAGAGGGGCAACAGUGCGAGGGGACCCCAGUGCAGAUCGAUGUCAAUGACUCCUCCCCAGAGCAGAUGCAUGAGACGGAGGACAGGGGUACAUCCCACGGCACUAGCGACAGUAAUAUGUUGCAGCCCCUGCCCAACCCAAUCAUGGCCCAGUGCCUGCCAAGUGCCCCACUCUAUAUGCGUCAGGCCGAAUCCCUUACCAGCAACCUGAGGAUGCCGCUCACCAUGACCAGCAACACCCAGGUAAUGGGCACGGCCAGCAACUCCUACCUGCCCAACCUCUUUGCCACACAGUCGGCCAGCAACAACAAACCCUUCCUCUUCAGCCUGCCACAGUCCAUGGGAGGCCAACAGCCCCAGUUUGUGGCCGUGCCGCCCCCUAGUAUGCCCCCAUUCUCUCAGCAGUUAAUGGUACAGCAGCAGGCAGCGCGGGAACAGCAACAGGCGGCCCAGAUGGGACAGGGGGAGAAGAAGCCCUAUGAGUGCACUCUAUGCACUAAAACCUUUACUGCUAAACAGAACUAUGUCAAACACAUGUUUGUGCACACUGGUGAGAAACCACAUCAGUGCAGCAUCUGCUGGCGCUCGUUCUCCCUGAAGGAUUACCUAAUCAAACACAUGGUCACACACACAGGGGUGCGUGCCUACCAGUGCAGCAUCUGCAACAAACGCUUCACCCAAAAGAGCUCCCUCAACGUCCACAUGCGGCUGCACCGUGGAGAGAAGUCCUAUGAGUGUUACAUCUGCAAGAAGAAGUUCUCUCACAAGACCCUGCUGGAGAGACACAUGGCUCUGCACAGCACAGGGGGCGCCGUCACAGGGCUGUCCGGGGCAGCAGGCGCCGGUGGCCCCGUCUCCAUUCCCAUGGCCGUGCCCGAACCCGGCGCUGGAGUGGUGGCCCUCGCCAUGCCCGUCAGCGGAGGCGCCGGAAUAGGGGGUGGGGUCGGAACAGGAGUGGGUGUGGCUGCGGAGGCAAGCUGCCAAGAAGGGACCACCUAUGUGUGCUCCGUCUGCCCUGCCAAGUUCGACCAAAUUGAGCACUUCAAUGACCACAUGCGAAUGCACGUCUCUGAUGGAUAAGUACAAAUAGAUGCACUUCUUUUAAAAAAAGAAUGAAAAAUAAAAAUGGCACUAGAUUUUUUUAUUUUGGGGCAUGAAGAGUAAUGAGUAUAGACACUGGCACAUUAAGUUUCCCAGAAAGGAGUUUUUUGUUGUUGUUAUUCUAAAAGAAAAACAAGAUGGUGGCCUUAAGGCUUUGUAGUUUGAUAUUGAUCCACUGGAUGGAUCCUUACUACAGGCCUCUAAAUGUAUGCUUUCCUAAAAUACUGAUUUAUGUGUUGAACACUACCGAAAGGCCUACGAAAGAAACACACACAUACACAAAUUCAAACUUACACACCUAUAUACAGUAUAGAUAUAUGUUUGUAUGAGUGUAUGUGUUCAUGUGUGUAUGUGUGUGCUUGUUGUGCUUGUGUAUUUGUAUGUGUGCGUGACUGCUUGUGUGUGUGUGCGCGUGUGCAAACAUUGCCAUGGAAUUUCUAACAUGGUAAAUGUGAUCCCAUAUUGACCGUUUUGGGCACUAUAGGCGUCCAAGCUUACUGUGGUAUAAUUUUCAAAUAAACAAAAAAAAAUAUCUGGCUUGGGCUAAAGAUUCCCUCUUAAAAAAUAUUGUCGGUCACAAGUUUGCCUUCUUAUGUCGGAUAAGAAAAGGAGAGUAAUUCAUUUGACACUGGGUUUUUAUUUAUUAUUAUGGUAUCGAGGGAUUAACAUGCAGCUGUUGUGGAGGUACAAGUUGAUUUGACUAAUUGUACUGAACUUCCUGUGAGUGGGUAUAGGAGUGGUUAUUUGGUUAAUGUUUUAUUGUCCAUGCAUUUUGAUGGUUCAGGUUAAGUUGGCGAAAUUAGGGUUGUUGAUAAGACAGUGUUUGAGCAACAAAAAAUAAGUAAUAUUGUUAGGAGUUUAUUUUGUUUGCAUACACUGCCACUAAUAUCUUAGAAGACUGUUAAGGCUAUAACUUAUUAACAGAAGACAGAAGAAAGUUCUUCUUGACUUAAUCCGUUUCUAAAUUAUUGUUUAGUUCUAUGAGGAGGAUUUGACAUGUGCAGUUGUGGCAGGCUUGAGUAUGCCACCAGACUUAUCAUGAUUGCUGCUCCCACAACUUGCACCAGACUGUUAUCAGCUGUAGAUUACAACAUGAUUCUUCAUUAUUACUAUUAUCGUUCAAAUGAUUCAAAAAAUAUAUAUAUUAUUUGAUAAUGGAAUGAUUGACCAAGGAAGUUUAAGACAGCCGUCAAAUGGAUUACCGGUGAAUUGAGAAUGAUUCUGUGAACUUGCAUUGGACAGAAAUAUCAUCCUAUGACCUAAAACUCUUGUCUACCCUGUUCCUAAGGACAUGACCCAGCUAUUUGAGCAGGUGGAGAAAAUAAAAUGCACUAUGCCUGAAAUCUUAGCUCCACCUGGUGGCCCAAAUGGCAUGUCAUGUUCGGACAUGACAUGCAGACAAGAGAGACACGAGGCAAAAUAAAGCAUGAUAACAUAUACCCGGGCCAAUAAUUAGCCUACUUCAUAAUAUACCACAAUUUGCAGAUGGACUUUCCAGACAAUAAGAUACAUUCUGUUUUCACCGGAUACCUAGACACAAGUGUGUACAGAAUAGAUUUGGGAGUAGGGAGCGGGGAUGCCGUUCAAGUGUCACGUCACUCAAAGGCUCUGCUCUGAUAUUUGUCUUGUUGUCCUUGCAUUUUAUCCAAAAUAAGACAGACACGUCUGCCUGCAACUGCAAUCUAACGUUUUUGCUCAUUUCUUUGAGUAGACAAUUUUUUUUAAUUACAAUGAUGAGAUCGUAACUAACCACAAUUACAGUACAGUCUGAAAAACAAUAUGUUGUAGAGAAAAACAAAGUGCUGCAUUGCAAAUUUUCUUCAAAUGCCUGUGCUUAAUAUUGAAUUGUUUUACUUAAGAAAUUAAAUUCUAUGAUUUUCAUUUUCUAAAGGAAAAAAAGAUUUCUUAAAAGCUUGAUAAGAGGACUGCAUUAUUUUCUUGCAUAUAUGUUGCACUGCUUAAACCGAUAAGUGCACUACUGUUACCAGAGAUAUUUUAGUUUUAGAGAAUAAUAAUCAUUUUUUAUCGAAUGUUUGGUUGUAGAAUUCACGUGUUAGAAUAGCUUUGUUCUAUUUUUCGAUAAGGUAAUUCAACGUUUCUUGGCUUUUGUUAUUGCUUGCUAUUAUAUGUACUUACUUGUGCUGUGUUUGCACCAGCAUUUAUUUUUUAUUCAAAUCCGAACCAUCGCGUGAGCUUCUCUCUGUUUUUACCCUUUUAAUGUAUUCUUUUCAGGAGUUAAACCCUUCUAACAGCAGUUAUCGCACUGCAUACAUUAGAACAGAUGCUGAAUUUUCAUACAAAAGCAUUCAUGCCAAAUGAUAUCCCCCCCAAAAACAAACUUUUUUUUAUAUAGUGUGCGUGGACAUAAAUGAUACACAUAAAUCAUAGGCGUGUUUUAGACAUUUCUUUGGGAAUAAGAGGGUGGGUGGGAGAUUGUACGAAGCUUAUUUGUAAAUUGUUUCACAAGUGUGUGUCUCUUGUGUUUUGUAUGUCUGUGUGAGUGUUUGUGUGUGUUGUAUAAUCAAUCUGUUGUUGUCCCAAGUGGAUGUGUAAUACCUGAACUGUAGGGCUUCCUUUGCAAUAUGCAGUGCAGGUACUAUGAGAAGCAGCUUUUGCUAACCCUCAUGGGCUAACAAACACAUUUGUGAUGCACAUUUACAAAGACAUCUAUUGAUCAAAUAUUGAUACUGGUAAAUACAUUGCCCCUAUUGGAAGAAGUAAAUGGCAUUUUAUGCCUAGUGCUUUAGUUACCUUCCUUCAGCCGGUUGCUAUUUGAAAAGGCAACCUGAGAAAACUCUCCUGCCAGCUUCACUGUGUUCUAUCUUUGUCUCUUUCAAAUGGGAAAAACAAGGAAGUGAUGAGGACUGUUAUUAACAUAGAUCACAACGUUAGGAUAUCCUCAUAUCAGAAACAACGGACCUACUGCACGCAUCAGAGAGGGGUCUUCAUAUUAUGUCGUAGAGUUUCCAUCUGGUCACUGAAUAGCAUGUGGUUGUCAAGCGAAGGAAACAAUAUACACUCCCCUGCGUGUUUUGUGGAACAGUGAAUCUACGUGUUUAAUGUGUCUCUAUACCCCAGCGUAUUUUCAUACAUAUCUGUUUUACCGUUUAGAAAUUAAAGCACGUUAUGUAUGUAGUCCCCCCAUUUGAAGGUAUUAGAAGUAUUUGGACAAAUUCCCUUAUAGUGUAUUACAUUUAGUCAAAAGUUUUGUAUUUGGUCCCAUAUUCCUAGCACGCAAUGAGUUCAUCAAGCUUGUGACUAACAAGUUGUUGGAUGCAUUUGCAGUUUAUAUUGGUCGUGCUAUUAUGCUGUGCCCACUAGAAAUUAAUGGUAAAUAAUGUGUAGUGUGUUUUGGAGUCACUUUCAUUGUAAAUUAGAAUAUCAUAUUUCUGAACGAUUAUACAUUAAGGUGGAUGCUACCAUGAUUAUGGAUAAUUAUGAAGGAAUCGGCAAUAAUGAUGUGUGAUAAAGUUACAGAGACAUAAAUAUCAUGCCCCCCCCAAAAAAAUGGUAACCUCCCUGUUAUUGGUAAUGGUGAGAGGAUGUUUCGGGGGAUCUUUGUGCAUCUGUAACUUGGUACAUUAAUGUAAAAGUGUUCAGAAACAUAUUAUUUUCUUAUUUACAAUAAAAGUGACUCCAAAAUGGCACAAUAAGUAUUCACUAUAAGUAAAUUUGUCCAAUACUUCAAAUGAGGGGACUAGAUACAUAAAGUGCUUUCGUUUCUACACAGUAAAACAGAUAUGUACUGUAUGAAAAUACCUUCAAAUAAAAGGUGAUAUUCUGUACUGGCGCUUCAUAAGACAAUAUUAAACGUUUUAGCUUCACUGUCCAAAUAAAUACAUAGGUGAGUGUAUGUGACUUGUGAUUGGCCAGCAGUUUGUUAUCCUCUGCUGCAGAGGUCUCUAGGGGGAUCAUAAGCCUAUACAUGCUUCUACUCUAUAGCUUCAAUUGCUACACUACGACAAGGAACACUGAAUGGCUGCAUGCAAUGUUCAUUUGUCUCUAUUCUUGGAGGACUAUCUGUAGUCGUGGGUUUGAUGAGGCAAAGUCCUUAACAGAUGGCUACAGUAUGUAAGGGACUGCUGAGAUCUAUUUUGAUCACAUGUUAUUGCUCUGGCAUACAGUUGGUGUUGGUGUUGGUGGUAGUGUUCUGGGCCCGUAAACCAGGGUCUUAGUUUUAGUGAGGUCCGGACUGUUUUAAGAAAGUUGAAGCUCAUUUACUGCAUUUCGAUACAGUUUAAAAAGUCUAAAAUGCUAUUUGGAGAACAGCAAACGUGACCCCAGCCAUUAUCACACUGGUUGCUGUAGCUUCAUUCACCUCAGUCCAUCUCCAAACACAUAGCCUACUAGCGAUACAAUUAGCCGCUACACAUGAACUCAGAACUGGGAUUAAAAACUAGAAUUGAAUACGUACAGAGGGAUAUGUUGGCAGAAAAAAGUAUUUCAUUAACGAAAAGUAAACAAAUGAGUUUGUUUUACAGAACAAUUGUUUUUUCAGUUUUACAGCUAAUUUCCUGCCAUUCUCCACGUGAAUGAUAUCUGAGUGAGAGUGACUAACAAAAUCAAUUGGAAUCCCCCUGGAGUGGCCUGCUUGCCCAGUCGGUAAUUCAGCCACGAUUACUACAAGUUUAGAUAGCUGGCUAGACUAACUAUACUAAUUUACCAAUCUAAAAAUGUGUUACUGCCAUGGCCUAAUUGAGUGACUGUCAGUGAGUGACAUAUAACAACAGGAAAACUACUGAUGCACAACUAAGUUUUGAAAUUGCACCUUGUGUAUUCUACUAUUCUACUAUAACUCUCAACAGUCAAUUGAGACCCCAACGGAGUUCCACCUUUUCAUUUUUUUCCUUCUUCAAAUGUAGUUACAGCCCUGGUGAUUGUCUGCUCUAUGGAGUAAUAUAGAAAUGGUCAACCAGCUAGGCAGAGCAGUCCAGUCACCAAAUUAGCCCCAGUAAACACAGUGUGUACCAUGCACCGUGAAAGCAAGUCCAUCCUUCAGUUUCACAAAACAGAAUAAUGAAUGCACUCUAUGAUAGCCAUGGAGCCAUCACGUAUUUAUAAUGAAACCAAGACCAGACAAUAGCUGCUUCCAAAUGCAUUAUCAGCGAGAUAAUCUAGCACUAUUUUGUGAUUAUCAAGAUUAUCAAGUGAUUAUUUUGACCACUUUGCAGUCUCUUACAGUCAGUCUAAAUGAUGUUUUUGUAAUACAUGAAUCAAAUGCACUGUUGACUGUCGAUGUUUGUCUAAAGUGUGUCAUUUUCUCGUUGUCACAGGUUGUUUAAAAAGACGAUGUAGAUGUUGGUUUCUGAGAGACAGCGUUUCCAGAGUGGAUUUGGGCUCUAAAUCAUCCAUAUUAUCACACGGCUUAUGAGAGGUUCAAUGGAAAAAUAACAUGACAUUGACAGUACUGAGGUAUAGGCCUGUUGGUUACCCAUAGACGGUUGACCUCACUCAUACGUGUGUUUUAAGGCAAACUUGACUUCCAAGCAGAAGUUUAGCAUUAGUAUCAUCUUAUGAUACUAUACAUUGACAUGGCUUAAGAACUACCUAGGAAUUUUUUACAACAGUGCCAUUUUUCCCUCUCCCUGGCCUUACUUAUAACAGCUCUCUUUCUGUUUCAUUCACUUAUUGUACCAGUGGCUGAUGUCCCAUUAUUGUGUUCAAUGAAUAGUCACAAAGUUGUGAAAACAUGCAAUGCAACCCUGAAAUACACCCCUGUCACAAUUGUCCAAUUUAUGUUUGUAAGAUUGCUAUAACAAUGUAUUUUUCAACUAUACAAUAUAUUCACAGGUAUAGAGUUACGUAGAAUUAAGCCUAUAGCUUUUCGUUUGGCGUUUUAACGGUCAUUUUCUUAUAUUUCACGUUUUCACUUAAGUGUGGACACACAGGAUCAGUUUUGCAGUGUUUGAAUCAUCUGUGUGCUUGUGUGUUUCAGGGCUUUACUUUGUCCUUUUUUCUUGCAACCAUUGUGUACCGGUGUAUUUGUCAUUCGUUUUUAGAUAGUGGGCCAAGGAUAGACAGCCAUGGAAGACGUCACAGCUUGGCAGAAGCGCGUAUCUUCUGGGUGGACACAAACCUCUUUUCAAAUGAGAGAUCUUUGGGGAAAAUAUAAGAACAAAAGUAGUGAUGUAAUCGAUAUACACGCUUAGAAAAAAAGGUGCUAUGUAGAACCAAAAAGAGUUUGUCAGCUGUCCACAUAGAAGAACCAUUUGAAGAACCCUUUUUGGUUCCAGGUAGAACCCUAUUGGGUUGCAGGUAGAGCCCUUUCUACUGAGGGUUCUAUAUGGAACCCAAAAGGGUUCUGCCUGGAACCAAAAAGGGUUCUUCAAAGCGUUCUCCUAUUGGGACAGCCGAAGAACCCUUUCGGAGCCCUUUUUCCCUGAGUGUAGUUCUAAUUCUAGAAGGCUUACAAAUACUCAUGCUAUUUGUCCGAACAGCUUACAUCAGUGUCCUCACAUUCAUUUCAUGCGCUUCCAUAGUAUCUUGCAUAGUAACUCAGACAGUAACGAACAGUUACCCUGACAGGAAACCUGCUGGCACACAUUAUAUAGAUCGAUUCCAACUACAUGGUAUCAGUUGAAUCUAAUGGAUAUACAGUACAUACACCUCUUCAUCAACAACACGUAUAACAUAAACCUUUUUGAGAUACAGACAGAACUGCAGCUAAAUGAAUGUGCUUUGAGGGAUAUAAGGAGUGUGCCUAUCUAUCAAGUGCCUAUUUGUACAGUGCUAUACGAAAUCUUCAUAAAGUAGUUUUGCUCUCCUACAGUACAUUUUCCAAAUAUAUACAGUAUAUACACAUGAUAAUCUAUACACAAAUGAUAACAAUAUUUAUACUACUAUAACAACAAUGUUGGUCAUAGUCUUAACACAGUACGUCCUAAGAAAGCCUUUUUAAAAGAUCUUUAUCCGCCUCAAAUCUUCUAUUUAUAUAAAGAUAGAUUUGUGUUUUUAUUUCCUGCUGUCAUACAUAGUUUUGUAACUAAUACAAGAAGAGAAAACCGCUCUGAUAAACAACUGUAGGUACUGUAAUACAGUAAGAGUCAUAGCCCACCCAACUCUUCAUUAAAACAAUGAGUAAGCAUGUACAAUAAUAUCAUAUAGUAGCUGGUCCCUAUCUUCAUAUUUGCCAUUACACACACACAGAAUUGUUCUGUUUGUCUAAAACGAUGUAAUCUCAAAGAGUUUGCCCAGGUCUGUAAGCACACCUAAAUUGUCAUGACUUUUGGCUUAUCAGCUUUAGCUAUCAUUCUUCCGCCAUACUGAACGUCCAUAAUUACAUUUGUUUGUUUUUUGUUUUGCUCUUCUAAAAAACAAAAUAGUAGUCACUAAAACCCUUUUCACAUUUUGUUUUGAUGCAAAAUGCCAACCACAAUCAAAUGUUGUCCUUCGACAUAGCCUAGCUGUUCUCUCAGAAUUCAGUGAUUACGAUCUCACUUAAGACAUCCCAGUCAGUUGAGCACAUACCGUGUGUUUGUUCCCUGCCUGUAGUUCAUAUUGAUAGAUUGCGUGUAUACUUGUGUCUUUGUGCUGGUUUGGGCGAUGAUAGGCAGUCCGAAAUCUGUUUCUGACCUUGCAAUCAAUUAUGCUUCUCUGUCCCUGCACAUAGCUACACGUGCACCUGCAUUUCUGUGCAUGAUCAGUGACACAGAUGCAGUACUACAUUUGAUUCAGCUACUCCAGUCUACAACACCACAGCAAUACCAGGUUAGAAGUGCAAACAAGUUUUACGCGAAGUGGCAAGCCUUUGUCCGAGUGUUGACUGUAAUUCAAAGUGUCCUUAUAAACCAGAAUCAGACAGCUGUCCCAUUAUUAGCCUCUCUUCAGCGUUCUUCUCUUUACUAUCGUUGUAUGAGAGUGUUACUCCCUAGAAUAUGAUUUGGAGAUCAAUCGUCAUCUUUUUUUGUUUGUGUAUCUCUGACUUGAAUUGAUAGAGAAAAGUUAAUGUUAUGUAUUAUCCAAACCCAAUACCCCGCCGCAUAUUUGAAAUAUUGACAUUCCUGUAUUGUCCAGAACAUUCCUAACUAGUCUGGCAUCACUUUACGUGACUAUGUUGUAACAGAUGACGUGACCCCCAACAGCCUUACUAGGACACCAGAUCAUUGACUUUGUUUUCACUAUUUGCUGGUCUGCUGGUUAUUCUGUCCUGGGACAUUUUCCCCUCUAAGUUGGUUUAUGUUGAGUAUCUGCAAUAAAUCCCACUCGUAUUGCUGUUCAUUUAAAUGUCACUGGCUAGCUCAAAUGUAGAUGAUUACAGGUCAGUCUCAGAAAAGCACUGCUUAGCACCUCUUGCAUUGAUGAUUCCAUCAUUGUAUUUGCUAUAGCUUCUAAAGUUUACAAUUGGCUCAUUCAUCCCCCUCCUCUCCCCUGUAGCUAUUCCCCAGGUCGUUGCUGCAAAUGAGAACGUGUUCUCAGUCAACUUACCUGGUAAAAUAACGGUAAAAUAAAAAAAUAAAAAAUAAACCUAGGGCAGAAUAUGCCCCUGCGUACACGACAAUGGUCUGCUUGCUACCAUGGCGUGCUCUCCUGGACCAUGGCGUGCUCUGGUGCCUAUCUGAUUGGGUUUCAUAUGCAAUAUCUCAACCCCCCAACCGGUAAAUGUUGUCUUUUAGUUAUAGAGAAUACUGAGUCAUCCAGAAGCUGUGGCGUUUGAAAGGUGCUGAAUGAAAGAGCCUCAACAGUAGCUUGCUUAGCACCCUUGGAUGUCUUGGGGCUUUCGGCAGGUCGCUUGAACUUCUAACAUGUCCAAAAGAUAGUUUAUGUCUAUGGUAAGAUUAAGUAACAUGCACUGCACUGUAUUACCCAUAUGUUUUUCUAAGUUGGUCCCUCUUUCACCUAAUAGGUUCGGUUAAAACUUUUCUGUCCACUUUCGGCUGUGUUCCCCUUCCCCCCCAUACUUUUGGUCUCAAUCAGCAUGCAAUCAUAUAUAAUUAGUUUGAACAUGCAGAACUUCCAUGACAAUACGUUGCUUUGUGUUGUUGUUGAAGGUGCCGGUAGUUGUCAUUAUUUUUGUCUGUUGUGAUAUGGAUCCAAGGAAACCAUUAGGGGGUUAUUGAACAUGUUGGAUGCCAUGUUUUUGUUGUUGUUGCCGUAAACACCAAAGAAUCAUAAGAAUAUCACAGUGUCUUGAGUUUCAAGCAGGAAUAACAUAAUCUGUUGUGUAAGCGAUAACAAAGACUACCAAGAUGUACGUUCCUGUACAUUUGUACGUGUUCAAAUCUGGCUAGAUGGCUACUGUUCUAUUUUAUUUUGAUACUAAAGACAGGGUGCUUGUGAGAAUGCGUUACUGCUUUUUAUACUCUGAUCAUGAUCGGUAGACUAGUUGAAUAGUUGUGUUGAUGUGCCUACUGUAGACCAAAAUAGCUUUUCUAAAGAAAUUCAGCAAAACAGAAAAAAUAAAUCUGACACGUGGUAGCUGGGAUGUAAAACUAUAGCAUGUUAUUACAUGAAUAAGAUUUUAAAUGUUGCAUUGUUCCUCUGCUUAAAAGUAAUACUCAAUAUCUAUUAGUUAUUUUUUUCUACAUACUCUCAGCUAAUUGAUUUAGGCCUUUCCAAUACGCGCAAUUGGUUUGAUUCAUCUGUUUGUCUUUGUUUGAUUCGUUCGUCUGCUAUUCCAGUUUUCAGUAGUUGAUUUCUUCCUGCCGUAUUGUUGAUUUCAAAGCUUUUAUUCUCUGAUAAACAAAAUGCACUGGAUUGGUGGAAAACUGAUACUAAACUGAAGUGCCAUGCACAAUUUAUCUAUUUGCCUGACUAAUAUUCAAAAGACACAUGUCUCAAAAUGUUUUUUCAAACAUAUAGUGGAAGAUCCAUACCGAAUUUAUACUGUUUUUUCAUACUUUGAGAUGGACCAAGAUGCUAGUUGCUUUUGCACAUAUUUGUUUAUUGGUUUUGCAAUGUGUUGAUGCCAUUGAGUAAAAGAGUAGGAAGAUUAAACUUGCCGCUGCCCAUAACAACCAAUUCAAGUAACGCAAAGAGGCCUAAAUCAGAUUUAAGGGCCUUUUUUUUAUCCCACAAUACGAUAUUAGUACAUUUUGAUGGCUACCCUAGAGCCUGCUACAGAUACAUUCUUCCCAGAGAGCAUUAAACCCAAUAGCCAGCAGACAUUUGAUGAAUAAUUACGGCAAAAACAACAAAACAGUGUAAUAAUAUUCACAUUAAUUGAGUUGUAUUAACAUCUUGUAGAUGUGGACCAAAUUUCUUAUCAGUUGGUGGCAUACAUGAUGUCGAUUACUACAUGAUAUAUUUUCUGUAAUAUUAAUAUUAAUUGUUCAUAUCAAAGAAGAAUGUAACCCUUUGGAUUUUGUUGUUGUUAAUAUUUCACGUAUUGAUGAGGUAUGGCCUUUUGAAGCUUUUUUCAAGCUGGAUGUUUGAAAUAUGAUUAGUAAUUUGUGUCAUGCUUCUUUAGUGUAGUAGUGUCAUAAAGUCAGUGUCUCCCUUGGACAUUGUAAGAUCCCCUCAGUGAUAAAUCAGAAAUUCAGUGUGCUCUCGAAGUGUAGCUAGCUAUAUGUUACAGAAAGCUUAGGUUUUUAAUCAGUCAAAGCUUUUUGAAAAAAAAAGCAUCUGCAGUGAAAUAUGAGGUGCAUUUAUAUAUACACAUGUAUUUAGUUAAGAAUAUUUUGUUUAGGUUUUGUUGCCUGCUUUGGCUUGCGAUUUCAUUAUCUUCCUGAUCAAAUACUCCUUAUAUAUUCAAAUAAUGAACUUGGCAGAAGUGGAGCUGUUGUAGUACAGGUAGUUAACAUCACAAGUAAGCAACCCUGACUUAUAUGCUGCAGUAAUGUCGUUUUGUCAGUUUUCUUUUCUUUUAUGUGUGCUCCAAGUUGGUUUUUAUUUUUAUUACUGUUAUGAAACAACCUUGUUUGAAUUGUAUGACUGCUGUUUUGAAAUAGGUGAUAACGUUUUAUUUUAAAUUUUUAUAUAUGUACAAGGAAGUUUUAUACUUUGACUUGUCAAACACUGGACUGGACUGAGUUUUCCAACAUUUCCAAGUUGAGAGCUGUUAUAUGAGAGACAUGAACCGACUGCACAGAAUAAAGCCUUAUCUCACCCAUUACCUGACAGAUGGCGCAUGUCCACACUGCUGGAGAAAGAAUAGUGACAACAUUUUUUUAAUGGAAAUUGCUAAUUAUAUUUGCACCAUUUUCAUUUAGUUCAAUAAGGUGCUGAAUAUAUCUGCUAAAUUGUUGCACUUUGUCAGGCUUAUAAAAUCUGUCCGUCAUUAUUAUACAAUAACAAUUUCAAAAUUCGCUGUUCUAACGAAAGACUGUUCUAAUAAGUAUAUGCUAAAAUAUCAAAAGGGAUACCACUUAAUAGCAAUUCAAUAAUCAAACUAAACCACUCGGUAUAUGUUGUCUUAAUGUUAAAGUCUUUUGCAGAGUCAACUACCACUUAUCAAACCAGAAAAGAGAUUUGCACUAAACAUAUUUUGGUCUUUGUUGAUGGAAAGCAAUACAACACAGAACAUUUGACACAUACUUCAAGCCACAGUAUUUGAAAUAAAAACGCUGUCUGUGUACAGGUGUAAUGCUGUGUAAAAGGUUAUAUUUUCAAAGUUUUUUUUUUUUUUUUUUUUUAAUGAUUUUUGUUUAAAGGUACAGAAUGGAAACCUGUUGUCUUUGAGACACAUUAUGAACUUGGACACGCACAUAUUGUUGUUUAGAUUUGACAUGUUUGACCAAUCAGACGUUCUGUUUCCUCUUGUAAUUGUUUUGGACUAAAUGAAAUUGCUCUUACAAGCCCUAAGUGAGGGACAGGAAGGAGUUGAGAGUCACAAGAUGUCCCAUAAACAUGCACUCAUUGUAAAAUGUCCUCAUCAGAAAAAGAUGGUGGUAACGGAACAAAGGGUAAUAAAGGUUUAUGUUAUGUAGACAAUAUUUUCUUUCAAAUGAUGCCAACAUAACACAUUAAACUUCCUCCAUGUUAAAACAUUCAAUUUCUUCACUGAUUUACUUAUUUUUCUGUUUUAAAACACUCGUAUGUAAAGAUCUGAGGUCAGGUCGGAGUACAUUUUUCUGGGACAUUAUUGAAAAUGGAAAAAAAGACUACAACAUUUCUGUAGAAAAACACUGAUGGAUGGGAAAUGCAUCUUUCCUCGUCAAUUUUAACAUCAGUUUAGUCAUCCAAAGAAUCAAAGUCCACCCAAAUAUAUUAUAAUUCAUAAUUAUCCAUAAGGAAAUAGACAUCAAGAGUAGUGGGGUGAAAUAUUGUUGAAAUCGAAAUGUUCUCUAUUGAUAAUUAUGAACCAUCAAUCAUUUAUGAUAGCAAUCAUGAUAAUUAUAAUUUUUGGUAUCUGGGAAUAGUAGCUUUCCUGCUAUAACUGCUUUGUGGUGUUAUUGAAAGGUGUUGCAGUUUGUCUAAAUAUGAAGCAUAAGUAUGUGCCUUCUUGUAAUCUCCUUGGUGAGCUUGUUAUUAUUGAGAAGCUGAAGCCAGCCAAUAGUGUUUGCACUAAAACCAAAUUGCUUUUGUGAUGUAGGCUAUUUAAGCAAGCUUGUUGCAUCACUUUAACCGUACAGUAUGCAUGAGGGUGAAAUUGGUAAGUUCUAGGGCUAGUGCUCCCAUCUGUUAACUAGUGCAGCUUAGUGAAUACCCCGAAUAUAUAUAUAUAUAUAUAUAUAUAUAUAUAUAUAUAUAUAUAUAUAUAUAUAUCAGCUUUGUACUGCGUUCACUUUUUGAUUCCAUCUCAUUCAUUACUCUUCUAAUUUCUCAGACGCAUGUUCCACAUUAAAUAACCUCUGUGGAAUAUCCAUACUCUAAAAGACAAGCAAAUGACAUAACAAAUCAAAUACAGCUCUCCUUUUUUAUUUUCAUAUGCCACAGCUGAAGAGCUGCAUUAGUGUAGUAAGAGAUAUUCAACCAUUUCUCUCAAUCCAUGGGGAUGCAUGAGUACAAGAGGCUACUUCGAGACUUGGUCAACUUUAUUUUGAUUGUUUUUUAAAGUUUGUGUUUCUAAGUUAUUUUAGACAGUUGAAAUCUAAGAGAAAUAAAUACCUACAUGCUUUGAGUCUUACAAAUGCACCUUAUUCAUGUCAGUCUGAGUGGAAAAGGCUGGUUAUGUAAUAUCUCUGAUUUAGCACCUUACUACACAGCAUGUUUUCACUAUAUGCCAGUUUUGCUAUUCUUCCGUGCAUAUGAUUUCCAAAAUAAACCUUAUAUAUUUUGUGAAAAUGUUUAAAGGGAUGUGCCAAAGUUAGGAGGCGAUCUCCCGAGUGUUUAAGCUUAUAAUUUUUUUCUUUCUUCCUCCUUCAGUUAUCACAAUGGUAUGUCAAACUUUUCCUAUCAAUGUGUGAAAGCAAGUUAUUUCAGCAAACAGUAUCAUUACCUGCCAUUUUACAGUAAGCCCUGUAUUUCACGUAUAUUUACCAGUGAUGUGUAUUUGUUAUUAUAAAGAAAAAUUGCCGUAAAGCUUCAUUAUGUUACAUAAUAUUGUGACUUUUUUCGAAAAACUGUGAAGACUUAUCUUGCAUAUACUUUAUACAGAAGUAUUAAGCCUUAAUACAAAAUACUAAAAAAAGUGUGGAAGAAUAAACUGAUUGUUGCUAAGUAAGGAUGAUUUUUUGUAAAUGUUACCAGCACUUUUUUUGUAAUUUUCACUCUCUGAGGUAUUGUACAAGUUCACGCUGUUUGUGAAGUUUGAUUAUGAAGGAAUAAAAAAACUAGUACUUUCCUGUACUUCACAGAAA